Messenger RNA from Plasmodium vinckei vinckei, 1194 nucleotides. Its product is annotated as acetyl-CoA acetyltransferase, putative. The transcript is spliced from 3 exons. Bases 1 to 1194 code for a protein of 397 amino acids. Gene Ontology annotation, biological process: fatty acid beta-oxidation. Gene Ontology annotation, molecular function: acetyl-CoA C-acetyltransferase activity. The record is from RefSeq and is a predicted model, not a curated record. Lineage: Eukaryota; Apicomplexa; Aconoidasida; Haemosporida; Plasmodiidae.
AUGAUAGCAAAUAAUGUUAAAAAAGUUUUUGUUGCGGGUUAUGCUCGAACCCCUAUAGGCUCAUUAUGCGGAUCAAUUUCUCAAAUACCUGUGCAUAAAUUAGCUAUACCCACAAUAUUAAAAUCGCUAGAAAGAAGUCAAAUAGAAAAAGACAUAGUUGAUUGUGUAAUUUUUGGUCAAUCAUUUUCUAGUGGAUGUGGACCUUUACCCCUUCAAAAAAUCCUUGUUUCUACAGGUAUUAACAUGAAUGCAAAAACACAUCUUAUUAAUAAUUUGUGUUGUAGUGGAUUAGACGCAGUGACCUUAGGAUAUGAUUUAAUAAAAUCAGGAAAAGAUGUUUGUGUUGUUGGAUCAAUGGAAUCAAUGUCUCAAAGUUCAUUUUUUUUGAAAAAAUUAAGAACAGAAACAUGCAAACUAGGGAAUGUUACUUUUAAUGAUAGUAUAAUACAUGAUGGAUAUGAAUAUAUAUCAAAUAAUAAGGAAUUAAAAAAAAACAAUAAUAUGGAAUUAUUUUGUAAAAAACAUAAAAUUCCAAGAAUUGAUUUAGAUAAUUAUGUUAUAAAUUCAUAUAAAAGAGCAGCAAAUGCAUAUAGUGAAAAUUUAAUACCCCAAGAAAUAUUUCCUUUAAUAAUUCAAAAAAAAAAAAACACAUUAGAAUACGAAAAAACAGUUAUUGACAGUGAUGAAAUAUAUAAAAAAUGUAACAUUGAUGAUAUUUGUAAUUUAAGUAGUGAAAAUAUUAUCACAAAUUAUAAUAUAGCUCCAUUUGCUGAUGGUGCAUGCUCAAUCGUUUUAAUGAGUGAAGACAAAAUUAAUGAGCUUGGUUUAAAUCCAUUAGUAGAAAUUGUAGCUUAUGAUAAUGCAUCUGUGCAAUCUUGUGAUUCUCCCUUAAGUAUUUCUUAUUCUAUAUUAAAAUGCUUAAAAAAAAUUAAUAAAUCUUUUGUUGAUUAUUAUGAAAUUAAUGAAUCUUCAGCAUUAGAUGUUAUUUUUAAUGUUAAAAAUUUGGGCAUAGAUAUAUCUAAUGUAAAUAUUAAUGGAGGAGCUUUAUCAUUGGGACAUCCAACUGCUGUAUCAGGUUCAAGAAUUCUUAUAUCAUUAAUAACGAUUUUAAAAAAUUUUGAUAUGAAAUUUGGUUGCGCAUCUAUAAACAAUUAUUUAGGCUCUGCGACAUCAGUUGUCGUGGAAAAUGUGUAA